Peromyscus eremicus (cactus mouse) is the source of this 3742-nucleotide messenger RNA. RefSeq names its product PR/SET domain 10 (gene Prdm10). The record is from RefSeq and is a predicted model, not a curated record. The transcript has 22 exons. Bases 236 to 3676 code for a protein of 1146 amino acids. NCBI's taxonomy places the organism in Eukaryota, Metazoa, Chordata, Mammalia, Rodentia, Cricetidae. Gene Ontology annotation, cellular component: nucleus. Gene Ontology annotation, molecular function: protein binding.
GCGGCGGGAAGAACCACCUGGAGGCGGCGGGGGGGUUUGAUUUCCAUCACCCCUAGGGAGAGAGGAUCCGGGACCCGCUGAUCUUCCAGCUCCCCUCACCCCACGUCGUGCACACUGCAGAGACCUUCCUACCCUCCAUGAACACGUGUGUACAGGAUGUACAAGUCAAAUGAGUGUCCUCUCUCCUGAGCUGCUACUGUAGGUAGCUCCGACUUGGAGCUGUCCAACGGGGAAGAUGGAUUCCAAAGAUGAAAGCUCCCAUGUGUGGCCGACGUCUGCGGACCAUGAACAGAAUACUGCACAGGUGCACUUUGUCCCGGAUGCUGGCACUGUGGCUCAGAUUGUGUACACCGAUGACCAAGUUCGUCCACCCCAGCAGGUGGUGUACACAGCAGAUGGUGCCUCCUACACAUCAGUGGACGGUCCAGAGCACACACUGGUCUACAUCCACCCGGUGGAAGCUGCACAGACUCUGUUUACAGAUCCAACUCAGGUAGCUUAUGUCCAACAGGAUGCUACAGCUCAACAGGUGCUGCCUUCCAUUGAGAGUGUGGAUGCUUCCGACCCUCUGGCAACUCUGCAGAACCCAAUUGCCAGACUAGAUGCAAAAGAGGAAGAGGAAGAGGAAGAAGAUGAGGAUGAGGAUACAGAGGAAGAGGAAGAAGAGGAUGCUGAAGACACCGAUGUGGAUGAUUGGCAGCCUGACCCACCCCGGCCUUUUGACCCCCAUGAUUUGUGGUGUGAAGAGUGUAACAACGCACAUUCUUCUGUGUGCCCAAAGCAUGGCCCCUUGCAUCCGAUCCCUAACCGGCCUGUGCUCACUCGGGCAAGAGCAAGUCUGCCUCUGGUCCUCUACAUAGAUAGGUUCCUUGGGGGAGUGUUCUCCAAGAGGCGGAUUCCCAAGCGCACCCAGUUUGGUCCUGUGGAGGGGCCUCUGGUCAGGGGGUCAGAGCUGAAAGACUGCUACAUUCAUCUCAAGGUUUCUCUUGAUAAAGGAGACAGAAAAGACAGGGAUUUGCAUGAAGACCUGUGGUUUGAGUUGUCUGAUGAGACCCUUUGUAACUGGAUGAUGUUUGUGCGCCCAGCCCAGAACCACCUAGAACAGAACCUGGUAGCUUACCAGUAUGGCCACCAUGUGUAUUAUACAACAAUAAAGAACGUGGAGCCCAAGCAGGAACUGAAGGUGUGGUAUGCUGCUUCCUAUGCUGAGUUCGUGAACCAGAAAAUCCAUGAUAUAUCUGAAGAAGAAAGGAAAGUUCUUCGGGAGCAAGAGAAGAAUUGGCCCUGCUAUGAGUGCAAUCGUCGGUUCAUCAGCUCAGAGCAAUUGCAGCAGCAUCUCAAUUCUCAUGAUGAGAAACUAGACGUGUUUACCAGAACAAGAGGCAGAGGAAGGGGUCGAGGCAAGAGGAGAUUCGGCCCAGGCCGGCGACCCGGGCGUCCUCCAAAAUUUAUCCGUUUGGAAAUCACCAGUGAAAAUGGUGAAAAGAGUGACGAUGGGACACAGGACUUGCUGCAUUUCCCCACAAAGGAGCAGUUCGAUGAGGCUGAACCAGCUGCUCUGAACGGACUGGAUCAGCCAGAACAAGCGUCCAUCCCAAUCCCCCAGCUGCCACAGGAAACCCCGACUUCUCUGGAGCAGGAACCAGAAACUCACACCUUGCACCUGCAGCCACAGCAAGAAGAGACUGUAGUGCCUGCCCAGACCACUUUGACAGCGGAUGAUAUGCGAAGGGCCAAACGGAUCCGAAAUGCAGCUCUUCAGCAUUUAUUUAUCCGGAAGUCCUUCCGGCCUUUUAAAUGUCUGCAGUGUGGGAAGGCCUUCAGGGAAAAGGACAAACUGGACCAACACUUGCGCUUCCAUGGGCGGGAGGGGAGCUGCCCUUUGACCUGUGACCUCUGUAACAAGGGCUUCAUCAGCAGCGCCUCCCUGGAGAGCCACAUGAAGCUCCAUUCAGACCAGAAGACUUACUCUUGCAUUUUUUGCCCAGAAUCCUUUGACCGCCUUGAUUUGUUGAAAGAUCAUGUGGCCAUUCAUAUCAAUGAUGGCUACUUCACCUGCCCAACUUGUAAGAAACGGUUCCCAGAUUUUAUCCAGGUGAAGAAGCACGUGCGCAGCUUCCACUCGGAGAAGAUCUACCAGUGCACCGAGUGUGACAAGGCCUUCUGCCGCCCCGACAAACUGAGGCUGCACAUGCUCCGGCACUCCGACCGCAAGGACUUCCUGUGCUCCACCUGUGGGAAGCAGUUUAAGCGAAAAGACAAACUUCGGGAGCACAUGCAAAGGAUGCAUAACCCUGAAAGGGAGGCCAAGAAAGCUGACCGCAUCAGCCGUUCCAAGACCUUCAAACCCCGCAUCACGUCCACAGACUACGACAGCUUCACGUUCAAGUGCCGUCUCUGCAUGAUGGGUUUCCGGAGGCGAGGAAUGCUGGUAAAUCACUUAUCCAAGAGGCAUCCAGACAUGAAGAUAGAAGAGGUGCCUGAGUUAACCCUCCCCAUCAUAAAACCCAACCGCGAUUACUUCUGUCAGUAUUGUGAUAAGGUUUAUAAGAGUGCCAGCAAGCGCAAAGCCCAUAUUCUGAAGAACCAUCCAGGAGCUGAGCUCCCACCAAGCAUUCGGAAACUUCGUCCUGCUGGCCCUGGAGAGCCUGACCCUAUGCUGAGCACCCACACCCAGCUGACUGGCACCAUCGCCACCCCUCCUGUCUGCUGCCCACACUGCUCCAAGCAGUAUAGCAGCAAGACCAAGAUGGUCCAGCACAUUCGAAAGAAACAUCCAGAGUACGCCCAGCUCCCCAACACCAUCCACACACCGCUGACGACAGCCGUGAUCAGCGCCACCCCAGCUGUCUUAACCACAGAUAGUGCCACUGGAGAGACUGUGGUGACAACAGACUUGCUAACUCAGGCAAUGACAGAACUGUCCCAGACCUUAACGACAGAUUACCGAACACCUCAGGGGGACUACCAGAGGAUUCAGUAUAUCCCUGUGUCUCAGUCGGCAUCUGGGCUGCAGCAACCUCAGCACAUACAGCUUCAAGUGUUGCAGGUGGCUCCGGCCACUUCCCCACAGCACUCUCAGCAGUCCACCGUGGAUGUCGGCCAGCUGCAUGAUCCUCAGACCUACACGCAGCAUGCCAUCCAGGUGCAGCACAUCCAGGUCACAGAGCCCACCGCUGCAGCUCCGUCAUCCUCCCAGGUAGCUGGGCAGCCAUUGAGUCCCUCUGCUCAGCAAGCACAGCCAGGGCUCAGCCCUUCUCAUAUCCAAGGCAGUUCUUCCACACAAGGGCAGGCUCUACAGCAGCAGCAGAAUUCCUCCGUACAACACACAUACCUCCCCAAUGCUUGGAACUCCUUCCGUGGUUAUUCAUCUGAAAUUCAAAUGAUGACACUGCCCCCGGGUCAGUUUGUGAUCACAGACAGUGGCGUAGCAACUCCUGUCACUUCUGGGCAAGUGAAAGCCGUGACUCCGGGUCAUUAUGUGUUAUCAGAGAGUCAACCAGAAUUGGAGGAAAAGCAAACCUCUACCCUCUCCGGUGCAGUCCAGGUUCAACCCUCUACACACAGUGACUCCUUGGACUCUACAAGCCCCAGCCAACAACAGACCACACAGUAUAUCAUCACAACCACCACCAAUGGGAACGGGAGCAGCGAAGUGCAUAUCACCAAGCCGUAGCCUUCAUCCUGCACCUGGAGUCAGAGCUCAAACCACAUCUUUUUAUUCGAAAUCUGAAGCUUCAAA